Molecule: messenger RNA, 1263 nt
Organism: Kuraishia capsulata CBS 1993
Lineage: Eukaryota; Fungi; Ascomycota; Pichiomycetes; Pichiales; Pichiaceae
Exons: 1
Coding region: 1-1263 (420 amino acids)
Molecular function (GO): molybdenum ion binding; catalytic activity; pyridoxal phosphate binding
Source: RefSeq, a predicted model, not a curated record
AUGUUCACUAUCGGUAUCGGAUCGGCUAAAAUCGACAGUCUUUCGGGCAUAACCGUCAUAUCCGGAAUAGGUCUUGGACUGUCUGCAGUGGUUUGCGCCCCCUUCGUUCUCUCCAAGCUUUGGGAUCUCGAAUCUCAAUUCAACACCCACAAAAAGUCAGUAUGGGGACCCGUGGCUCGCUGGAUCAUCAAUGCAAAGUACACAAUCAUUGGGGCUGUGCAGACUCUUUUCAGGCUCAAGCGUGAGUGCGGUGGAUCGAUCUCAAAGAUCAUGGUAUAUCCAAUCAAGUCUGUUGGUGUCGGUCUCGAGACAGACGAAUGGGAAGUGGACUCUCACGGCCUGAAAUUCGACAGAGAGUUCAUGCUUUCGACCUGGGACGACAAAAAGGAAGCGUAUAUUCCGGUGACUCAGAGGGAGUAUGCCAGACUGGCAGCUGUCAGAAUCACCUUCAGAAAGACGUCUAGUGAAUCAGAGCCAUUGGACGGUGUUUUCAGCUUCGUUUAUCCUCUCAAAGAUGACGAUGUCAGUGGUGAAUUUCAAGGCAAAAGUUUUGAGCUUCCUGCUGUUGUUACUGAAGAGUAUGCUGUUGAGAAUUCUUCUUCAAAGGGACUACAUCCUGUCGACCUGUUUGGCGUGCCAUUAACCUCUUACGACAUCACCCGGGCUUUGCCCGAGGACUUUAACGACCAGCUUGGAAUACCAAAAGAAACUGUUCUUUUAUAUUCAUCCACGGGAAAAUUGGUCAAAACUGGAUCACCCGCAUCAAGACUCAUGAGGGAUUUGGACUCGAGGUUCCGUAAGUCUCUGUUCCACGAUUACUUUCCUGUCUUGAUAUUCUCCGAGGAAGAUGUGAAAGACUUGGUUAUCAAGGCCAAAGAGUACAAUAUUGAUGUUCAGAUCAACUUCAAGUCUUUCAGACCAAACAUUCUUCUCAGUGGAUCAAAGGCACCUCACGAUACAGACAACUGGCACCAGUUCAACAUCGUGAGCAAGAUCAAUCCUAGGGAAAAACACAAAUGGACUGUUGGGUCCAAAUGUGCCAGAUGUCCUAUGCCAAAUGUGGAUUUAACAAAGGCUGAAAUGGAUAAGAAAUAUCCUAUUACCAAUACGAUAACCAAAUACAGGAGAAUUGAUCCUGGCCACAGGUUUGCUGUGUUCUUUGGUAUCUACGGUAUCCAGCACGAUUCCGGCUAUACCAUUCGUGUGGGCGACAGUGUUGAAAUUGUGAGCAGGAAGUACAUGCCUUUUGUUGAUUUUGAGUAG